GGAGACAGAGGACAUCCGCUGGUCCAGCGUGCCUGCCAAGCUGUGCUGGUUGUCAUUGAGUUGUCGAGGGAGUGCUGGAGGGAGCAGAAUCCGAUACUACAUCUUUGAGAAUACAAUCACGUUCUAUAUUCAGUAGGGAAGAAGAAAUCUUUGUUAGGGGCUUGUUUUACUGUUUGCAGGGUAGCAUUCGCCGGCUCAGACACACGAGGGAGAUUCUGCUAAUAGAAACUGACUUGUCCGAUAGCAACGUAAAGAUGAACGAGACGGAUAGUGUCCCCCUAGAUGAGUAUGAAUUUGAGAGGUUUUUCGACGAAAAGGCGGCAUUCGAAUGGAUGCAGGAAAAUUGGACACAGUCGUUUGUGGUAUGUGCGAUGUAUGCAGCGGUGAUCUUUGCUGGCAGGCUUUACAUGCGAGAGAGGCCCAAGUUGAACCUACGCGCACCUCUGGUUCUGUGGUCGCUCAGUCUGGCUGUGUUCAGUAUAAUUGCCACACUGAGGACAGGAGGCUACAUGCUGCAUGUGCUAUGGAAGCAGGGCUACAGGCAGUCUGUGUGUGACACCAGCUUCUAUAGCGCCCCCGUCAGCAAGUUCUGGGCAUACAUGUUCGUCCUCAGCAAACUGCCUGAGCUGGGUGACACGGUGUUCAUCGUACUGCGUAAGCAGCGCCUGAUCUUCCUGCACUGGUACCACCACAUCACCGUACUCAUCUACUCCUGGUACUCCUACAAGGACCGCGUGGCCGGUGGCGGCUGGUUCAUGACCAUGAACUACGGCGUCCACUCCAUCAUGUACAGCUACUACGCAGCCCGCGCCGCCGGCCUGCGCGUGCCCCGACCGCUCGCCAUGGUCAUCACGGCCUCGCAGAUCAUGCAGAUGGCCAUGGGCCUGGUGGUGCUGUUGUCCGUGCACCUCUGGCUCGACGAACGCGUCUGCCCGAGCAACAUGCGCAACAUUGUCUCGGGCACCGUCAUGUACCUCAGCUAUCUGGUGCUCUUUGUCUGGUUCUUCUACAAGAACUACGUCAAGAGCGAGAAAACGACGACGAAAGGGGUCAAGGCUGAGUAAACCACCCCACCCACCCCCCAACCAGGAACAUUAUUACCAGUAAUAGCCCCCCUCCCCCACCAAUGAUAGAUUUUCCACCCAAGACUUACUCUAUCUCAAACCACUGACCAACAAGAGGCCAGUGAUGGCUGUAGCAUAUUAGUCAUGUUUCCAUAACCUCCACCACCACCACCCAACUCCCUUAGAAAUGACACAAUUUUAACCAAAACCUCACCUAUCCACUCAGCAGUAUGAUCACUUUUAAGGAGAGGACCCUAUGAGAGGACCAUGAAGAAGCCUGUCCACAACCCCAUAGAGACAUUUUCAUCUAAGAGGAGAUGAUUUGGACUCACAGCUGGGCCACAUCGGGUCCGCGACUGAAGCGCUCCGUUCGUGGAGCGUAAAAAUAGUUUUAGAGGACUGGUCUAAUAAUUUUGGAAUGUACGCACUGCUAUCACAUCUGAUGUAGCCAGGUCUAUUGAUUAUAGUGGAAGCUGAUUGGUGCAGCAGACGCCCCAUGGACAGAACGCUUCAGUUACGUGUCUGGUGUUUCCUGGCUGUUAGAAAAGACAAUGCCAUUUAAGUGGACGCCAUUGGGUAAAAAUGUAAACAUGUAAACAAAGCCUUCUCCACAUGUGUGUGUGUGUGUGUGUUGGCAGGAGGUCAUGAUGAAAGUGUGUUUGAAGAUAUGGUAUGUGUGUGUUUGAAUGUACGCACACCUAUGUCUCUCUGUGUGUAUGAGUGUUUGUGUGUGAGUGAAAGAGAGAGAAAGAGAGCAGUAGAAUGUAGAAAAAGUAAACAAUAGAAAAAGUAAUUAGCGCUGUAUUUGACUACUAUCUUAAAGGGACACACACGGUGAAUCUCAUAGCCAUAGGUGUACAAAAGCCAGUUAAAGCCACUUCUUUUCUUAAGAAAUGUUUACAAACCACCACAGUGCAGACAACUGUCUCCGUCCAGAGAUUUUGUUGUUUUGGAACAUGUCUGUGUUUAAAAGUCUAUGUGACCACUGGAGAAAGGACUUUUUUUCCUUCACCAGACUGUGAUUGUUUAAUUGUCUAACAUGAUGAAGGUGUUUGAAAAAAGUGUGUCUGUGAUGGUGGAAUAUAGAAAAUCUUUGGAUGUUAUUUGUUGGUGUUGAUUGCAGAGAAUUUGUAUAUUGUGUGUGUGAACUCUUAUCACACUUAUCUGAUAACAACAGCAAGGGGAUGAAUGCACUGAAACUCCCAGUUGUCAGGACAACAGAGAAUGAAUGCACUGAUGAUCUUAUCAAACCUCACCUGUCCGUCCGCCAACACCUGAGCGUGCUGAAGAAUGAAGUAGCUUCUAUGUCUGUUAGUGUACGUGUGUGUGUGUGUGAAUUGCUUGCGGUUGAAUGCAGACAUGUACAAUAUGUUGUGACAGAGCACACCUUGCUGUUACAAAAGAAAAUUCUGCAAGGAAUUUUUCACAAUAUGUGCAUUUCUCAUUAAAGCUGCUCAUGUGAUGGCUUAGAUAAGUGUCAAGAUAUCUCAACAGCUUAUAGAGUGUUUAAAAAGUAAAGAAUAUCAGCGUACUCUGGUCAAAUAUUAAUUGUUUAUUAGGAGCGAGUGACUCGUUUCGCCGUUUGCUUCCUCAGGUUGGCUUCCUCUUAGAGCUCAGCUUAGAGAGUGUUACCCAAAGUCAGAUAUCCAUCUCUCAGUUUCGCACGUAGUAGUUUGGGGCGGUUUACAGGGUGUGUUGUGGGUUUUGAACAGGUCCGUCUCUGUCAAAGGAGAUAAUAAUCUGAGAUUUCCACUGCGAUUGGUGAUGUUGCAAUAAGAAUCAUUGGAAACACAUUCCCACGUCACUCACACAAACCUGGCUCACCUCUCCAGAGCGCUCUGAGAAACGAAAUGAAGACCGCAGCUUCACAUGUGUCAACCUGUCGUUGUUCCGCCUAGCACCUUAGGAAAGCUUGACUUUCUUUGUUUUAUUUGUUUGACUUUUGAUUUAUAAUCUGUUUUGUUUUUGUAAAAUGGGCUCCAACCCCUGUAACAGCCCUAAAGAGGGGGGGUCAUUCCAAGUACGUGGUUUAGUGACUUACCCUCACAGCAGUGGUGUAGUUUACGUGACUACGCAGUAUACCCUCUUAAAAAGCAUCACAAACUCAGUAUACUUAAAAUGAGCAAGGAUACGUACAGUAUUAACAUUUGGGGUUGAUCACAGUAUACCCACUACAGCUAACUAGACUACACGACUGCCUCAGAGUAAGUUAACUUAGAUCCCUCGAGCCACAAGCAUAGCUGGCCCUGACCUGAUCUGGACUCUCUCGGACUCUCCAGCGCAUUGCAGCUCCCCCACACCAAUCUUAGCCAAGACCUCACAGACGGAGGAAUUGUCCUGGUUAGUGAGAGAGAAACAGAGGGAGGGAAAUAGAGGGAAAGAGAGAGAGAGGGUGGGGGAAUGAGAGGAGGGCAGAUUACCACAGUGGGAAUCAGCAGUGCAUCAGAACACAAUGCUCAUUGUACAUUACUAGAGUGAUAUCAUGUGGAAUGUAUAUAUAUAUAUUAACAAAAUAUAUAGAAAACACCAUAGACAAAUUGGGUUGAGUGCUAUCUCUGUCCUUUCUUAAAAGCACCAGAGCUGGGAAAUGGUAUUAAGGUUCUCUCCGCACAUGUGUCUUACUCUCCCCAUCCUGCCGCUCAGGCUCCUCAACACAAACAAUGUACUUGGGUCAUUGGGAGGACCAUUGUCCUCGGUAUAGAUAUCACCCAUCACCACUGUGUCCUCAAACAGUUCAAUGUCAACGAGGCUGGGACUUGACGUCAGUGCUACCAUUUGCCAUUUAUAGUUGAGAGAUUGGGGAAAAACCUAAAAGAAUAGUAAAAUAGUAAUGGCUUUAGUGGCCACAGUGCCAUUGUAUGCAUCUGAGAUCUCAGUCCCAGGACAGUGGAGGGUUGGUUUAAUGUACCCAGGGAGACACAUCUCACCUCUUAGUGAAGAGCAUGGAGAAUGGGAUGCUAGGCAAUGAGCUGUAUAGGCAUAUGAUAGACCCAUUCCUUUAACCAUGAUUACAGACCCGUCCAAUUUCUGGUAGUCUUUAAUUCAUAAGACAUAAUGAAAUCAAAUCAUUUGGUCAUUCUUUUGGUUAACUCAGAUUUGAUAUAGUUUCACUUUAUUUUUCAAGGAGGCUUUGUGUUCUUGUUACUUUGUUAAUAGUUUGAAGUAAUUUCCCAUGUACAGUACCAACCAACUGCAACGCAUAUAGGCCGCAGGACAGUGUUUUAUGCAAAUGACCACAUCCACGUAUUAACCGCAGUGCCCAGAGGCCCAAUGAAUCACAAUCUGAUCAGUGCUUUAAUCAGAAAGAAGAAUGAAGAAAAGAAGCCAGCCUAGCGUAUUGCCUUGUAUAGCCAGCCCUUGUGUAUUAGAACCUCAUAGCUGAAAAGAUAGAUCAAAACCAGUGUAUAAACCUCGGGUCUUAGGCAGGAAAUUACUGAGACGUGCAUUGAAUAAGUAGACUAAAAUAAAGUAAGGCCUCCACUUCUCUGUGUGGUCUAUGGUUUUGACUCACAGUAAAGCCCACAAACUUUUCCUGUUGUGUGUGUGUAUGUGUAUUCAGGUCCAUUUACCCCCUGAGUUACUGUUUUUACUCAUUCCUCACUUGUAUUAAGAGACAAUGAUGAUUGAUUAUAGUCAUACUACUUGGUGUACAUACCAUGUGAUUUACCCCACUCCCUCAACAAGAGUGUUUUGGCAUUCCAUACACUACAUAUGCUACAAACAGAUGCUACAUAUAAUACAUGAAACACACAGGGAAUUUCAUGCAUAAGGCCAUGCACAGGUGACUGCCAAUCUGUGAUUUGUUUUUUCUACUGACAGGUAUACACAGAACAGUUGUGGGGUUUUUUUGUAACUGUUGACUCACUUGUGUGCUGAUGUGGAUGCAUUAGGUUACAGAAUGUGACAAACACACAAACAUACACAAUCACAUACACAUAUGCACACACACAACCUAGAAUGUACCUGAUAGGGAUUGGAUACAGAGCUGCUUUCUUGAAGUCUAUAUAUCUGUCCACAUGCCCAACGUGUGCCAUGUUACAGAUGUACAAGGGAAGAACAUCUAAAGGGCUUCCAUGUCAUUUUUUAUUUUAAUUUAUAUGUGAUCAUGUACUGUAAAUGUAACAAUAAAGCCAUGUUUUGAAUGAC
Molecule: messenger RNA, 5210 nt
Organism: Alosa alosa (allis shad)
Lineage: Eukaryota; Metazoa; Chordata; Actinopteri; Clupeiformes; Clupeidae
Product: elongation of very long chain fatty acids protein 6-like
Exons: 4
Coding region: 255-1064 (269 amino acids)
Biological process (GO): very long-chain fatty acid biosynthetic process; fatty acid elongation, monounsaturated fatty acid; fatty acid elongation, saturated fatty acid
Cellular component (GO): endoplasmic reticulum membrane
Molecular function (GO): fatty acid elongase activity
Source: RefSeq, a predicted model, not a curated record